AUGAUUUCGUUGAACGAGUCUGUCGAUUCGAAAGCAUCGGCGAUGAGGACAGCCAUAAACGUUACAGGAAGUCGCGAGGAUCCCCUGGUCCCAGGUGACCAGCUGGGGAAUUACACGAGUCCGAUCGUGACGUUUCUGCAACAAGAAGACUCGUCUACCAGACGCGAUCCACUGUACAUUGUUCUACCGAUCACGGUGAUCUAUGUCGUGAUAUUUCUUACCGGGGUGGUAGGCAACGUGUCCACGUGCGUGGUGAUCGCGCGUAACAAGUCGAUGCACACGGCGACCAACUACUAUCUGUUCAGCUUGGCCGUGUCUGAUUUACUGCUGCUGAUAUCCGGCCUGCCGCCGGAGAUGUACUACAUCUGGUCGCAAUUCCCGUACAUGUUCGGGGAGGUGUUCUGCAUUAUUCAGAGCUUUGCUGCGGAGACGUCUGUGAACGCAACGGUGCUCACCAUUACCGCCUUCACCGUCGAGAGGUACGUCGCGAUCUGUCAUCCUUUUAUCUCUCACACCAUGUCGAAGCUGUCCCGAGCGGUGAAGUUCGUCAUAGUGAUCUGGCUGUUGGCACUGUGCCUAGCGGUGCCACAGGCUAUUCAAUUUGGCAUCAUCUACGAGUACAGCAACGGCUCGGUGGUCUUGGACACAGCUCGAUGCUCCAUGAAGCAGAUCCUCAUCGAACACGCCUUCGAGAUAUCGACGAUGCUGUUCUUCGUUUUUCCGAUGACUAUCAUCAUCGUUCUCUACAUACUGAUCGCGAUCAAGCUGAGAAGAUCGAGACUGCUCACGGCUACCGUCAAGAGGAACCACUUGCCUAGCGGACAGAACCACUGUGACACCGGAAGGAGUAGAAGCGCCUCGCAGAGGAACGUGAUUCGAAUGUUGGUUGCAGUGGUGGUGGCAUUCUUCAUCUGUUGGGCGCCGUUCCACGCCCAAAGGCUGUUGGCUGUCUACGCGCAGAGCAGCAGGGCCAAACCGGAGGACGCGUUAGCAAUAGUGUACACCAUCCUUACGUACGUGUCAGGGGUGUUUUAUUACCUCUCAACGACAGUGAAUCCGCUGCUCUACAACAUCAUGUCCAACAAAUUUAGGGAGGCUUUCAAGUCGAUGCUGCCGAAUCACUGCGGCCGGAAGUGGUCCUCCCGGAAGUCAUCAGUGCCCCGACGUCCCACCUACAGCAGCCUGUCGCGGUACCCGCGGUCCACGCUCAGGCAGACGGAUGAUCGUCAGAAUUCGCCGUCAAUAUCCGUCAGUGACGACCAACAAAAGCUGACCGGCGCCGUUCGAACGGCGAAUAAGUCGGAACUGAACGGAUUGACCGAGCUGAAGGAUCACGGGCAAAGCCGAUUGGACAAGACCGUGAGCAAGAUGAACAAUCGGGAAUACGGGAGGAACAUGUCCAGGGGGUCGAAUUCGAGUCAGUUCACCCUGAUGUCGUCCUUCAGCAAGAGCUUCAACGAGGGGAACAACAACGUCGCCGCGACCUACGUGAACGAGUGCCUGUUGAACGUCCAGAGACCCUCCAAGGCUGUCAGGCUUGGGAUACUUGCCGAGAGAUUGAGACUGGGAACCAAAGGGCUGUUCUCACCGCAACAAAAGGUCGCGACCAGUCCACCCCUGAAACCGGAAGCCGCGACAGCCCUGCCGCCCCGGUUCCACAGUCACCCGAGUAUCGAGAGCUCGAACACUAUCAGCAACUCCAGCCUGCAGGACUAUGACGAGACGGAGUUCAGUGGCACGGAAUUGGCUCGAUACAUGGGCGAAUUGAACUGCGACUUAAUCGCCUAA
This is a messenger RNA of Eufriesea mexicana, 1788 nucleotides long. RefSeq names its product neuromedin-U receptor 2. The record is from RefSeq and is a predicted model, not a curated record. Gene Ontology annotation, cellular component: plasma membrane. Lineage: Eukaryota; Metazoa; Arthropoda; Insecta; Hymenoptera; Apidae. Gene Ontology annotation, molecular function: neuromedin U receptor activity. The coding region runs from base 1 to 1788 and encodes 595 amino acids. The transcript has 5 exons. Gene Ontology annotation, biological process: neuropeptide signaling pathway.